CACCGUCCUAGGAACCCGGAUCUUCCAGAUAUGGUCUCUGUACAGCAAACGAACUCGAACAGGGAGGCUUGGCAAGAUAUUCCCGCCAACUUCCAAAAUUGGAACUGUACAACGUUGCAACCCCCUCCGCUCUUUCCGGUUAACAAUUUCUUAUGCAUUAGCCGAUUUUGUGUCCUACGUCAAUAAAUCCGAAGAAAGUUUCUCGGUCCAGUGUCACACCAAAGGGGUGCUUCUAUCGCGGUGGGCGAGGAGCCGAUUGUGAUGACUCUGAAAAAAGGGCUCUUAGAUUGAAAGCAUUUCUUCCGUGCCGUUGUACGGAUUGUCUCUCCGAUUCCAAGUUCGGGCAAUUUCGAUUCUCUGAGCCCGGCAAAUAUAGAGAGAGAUGAGUGGAGCUGUGCUCGUGGCGGUUGCCGCUGCAGUCGGCAAUUUGUUGCAGGGAUGGGACAAUGCCACCAUCGCAGGGGCGGUUCUUUACAUCAAGAAGGAAUUCGAUUUGGAAAGUCAACCCACGAUUGAAGGGCUGAUAGUGGCUAUGUCGCUCAUAGGGGCAACAGUAAUCACGACGUUUUCAGGGCCCGUGUCGGAUUCGAUCGGACGGCGCCCCAUGAUGAUCAUCUCUUCGGUUCUUUACUUCCUCAGCAGUUUGGUGAUGCUGUGGGCUCCCAAUGUCUAUGUCUUGCUUCUGGGAAGGCUCCUGGACGGAUUUGGGAUCGGUCUCGCCGUCACUCUUGUUCCGGUAUACAUAUCCGAGACUGCUCCGCCCGAGAUCAGGGGGCUCUUGAAUACCCUGCCUCAGUUCACCGGUUCCGGCGGAAUGUUCCUUUCUUAUUGCAUGGUAUUCGGAAUGUCCUUGAUGGAUUCGCCGAGUUGGAGGCUAAUGCUGGGUGUGCUCUCUAUCCCCUCUCUAGUCUAUAUCGGAUUGGCAUUAUUUUUCUUGCCCGAAUCUCCUCGGUGGCUUGUCAGUAAAGGCAGGAUGGUCGAGGCCAAUCGGGUCCUUCAGAGGUUGCGCGGGAAGGAAGAUGUCUCGGGUGAGUUGGCAUUGCUAGUCGAAGGACUAGGAGUUGGAGCCAACACAUCCUUAGAAGAAUACGUUAUUGGCCCUGCCGACGAGGAAGUCGACAAGCAUAAGUUGGGAAUGUCUCAAAUUAAUGGGCACAAGCCGCCGAAUCAGCAAUCAUGGAUCGCCAAACCAGUAACUGGACAGAGCACCCUGAGCAUGUCCCGCCAUGCCAGCUUGAUCAACAACCAAAGCAUUCCUCUGAUGGAUCCGCUCGUCCCUAUGUUUAGCAGCAUCCACGAGAAGCUCCCGGAGACAGGAAGCAUGCUCUUCCCCACCAUGGGGAGCAUAUUCGGACUGGCGGAACAUCCCACCAACCAGAACGACCUUUCCGACGUGGAAAGCCAAAGGGAUGCCGCGGACAGUGCGUCCGACCAUGACGCAGCAGAUUUCAACGACAACCUGCGGAGCCCUCUAUUGUCCCGCCAAGCGACUUCCACGGACAACAAGGAAGGCAUGGGUGCCACUGGAAGCGGCCACAGUUUCAGCGUGAGACAAGGUAGCAUCAUCCUGGAAGGUGGCGAGCAACUCGGCGGCAGCAGCACUGACAUCGGUGGAGGUUGGCAGUUAGCAUGGAAGUGGUCAGAGAAGGGGGGAGGGAAUGGGAAAAAGGAGGGAGGGCUUCAGAGAGUUUACCUGCAUCAGGAUGGCCCUGCAGCCUCGAGGCUUGGUUCGAUGCUCUCAGUCACUGGUAGUAUGAUGCCGGAAGGAGGUGACCUGGUUCACGCUUCUGCUCUAGUGAGCCGGUCUGUCAUUGGUCCAGAGGGACUAUUCAUGGGUCAGAAUCCAGUUGAGGCAGUCAUGAACAGGAAUCAGGAAACCGGCACUAAAGGGCCAAGCUGGUACGACUUAUUCGAACCGGGAGUGAAGCGCGCGCUGUUUGUUGGAAUUGGAAUUCAGAUCCUUCAACAGUUCUCUGGCAUAAAUGGGGUUCUCUACUACACGCCGCAGAUUCUCGAGCAAGCCGGUGUCGGAGUCCUCCUAUCUAAUUUGGGGCUCAGUUCUGCUUCUGCAUCUCUUCUCAUAAGCGGUCUCACUACAUUGUUGAUGCUCCCGUGUAUCGUUGUUGCUAUGAGGCUAAUGGAUGUCUCUGGCAGAAGGUCGCUACUUUUAUCCACGAUCCCUGUCCUGAUAGUCUCGCUGCUCAUCUUAGUCCUCGGCAGCGUCAUCAACAUUAGCAGCGUCGUGAACGCCACGAUCUCGACUACCAGUGUCAUUGUCUACUUCUGCUGCUUUGUCAUGGGAUUUGGGCCCAUCCCCAACAUCCUGUGCUCCGAGAUCUUCCCUACUCGGGUGCGUGGCAUUUGCAUUGCGAUCUGCGCGCUCACGUUCUGGACCGGCGACAUCAUCGUCACAUACACGCUCCCCCUUAUGCUCUCCUCCAUCGGCCUGGUUGGCGUGUUCGCCAUUUACGCCGUCGUGUGCACGGCGUCGUGGUUCUUCGUAUUCCUCAAGGUGCCCGAAACGAAGGGCAUGCCGCUCGAAGUCAUCUCUGAGUUCUUCGCCGUGGGUGCGAAGCAGGAUGCUGUGACCACAGAUUAGUGAAAUUUUUUUCUGACAGAUUUAAAGAGCUGGCGCUUUUUCUGGCUUGUGAAGUUAUCAAUAUUUUGAUUCUGUUAAAGACUUCUCCAACGCGAGAUGUGAAAAACUGUAAUAUGACGGUUGUUUCCGGCGAGAGGGCGAUCAGAUUGAGCCGCCAUUAUAUGAAUAGAGUGCUUGCGGGAGAGUAUGACAACAUAUGGUCAUGGCAAACAUCGCCGACCGAAAGGGAAGUCCGUCCGGUGUAAGAACGGGGGAAUUGUGAAAAGAAACCAACUCUUUGCCCGUAUUAGGAUGAGCUGCUGACAUGUUUAGGAUUUUCCUAGGAAUGUCGGGUCAAGUUGAUCAGUCUUUUUGCUCGCUAAC
This is a messenger RNA of Rhodamnia argentea, 2962 nucleotides long. RefSeq names its product monosaccharide-sensing protein 2-like. The transcript has 6 exons. The record is from RefSeq and is a predicted model, not a curated record. Bases 383 to 2599 code for a protein of 738 amino acids. Gene Ontology annotation, molecular function: myo-inositol:proton symporter activity. Gene Ontology annotation, cellular component: membrane. Gene Ontology annotation, biological process: transmembrane transport. NCBI's taxonomy places the organism in Eukaryota, Viridiplantae, Streptophyta, Magnoliopsida, Myrtales, Myrtaceae.